This is a messenger RNA of Aspergillus japonicus CBS 114.51, 834 nucleotides long. Its product is annotated as PQ-loop repeat-containing protein. The coding region runs from base 1 to 834 and encodes 277 amino acids. The record is from RefSeq and is a predicted model, not a curated record. Lineage: Eukaryota; Fungi; Ascomycota; Eurotiomycetes; Eurotiales; Aspergillaceae. The transcript has 2 exons.
AUGUUCUCAAGCAUUCUAAUCAUCCUCACGAUCCUCUCCUUCGCUCCUCAGCUUUAUUCUCUCUGGGCCAAGAAGAACAGUACAGGGAUCUCUCUGGGUUAUGUGCUUGCCAGUCUUCUAGUCGUUACCGAAGACCUCACCAAAGAAGUAUACCUCACGCUUAAUGUUCCUGAAGCUGCGGCUGGAAUUUUCACGCACGAUCCUCUCAACACUGGCGACUGGCUGAACUUCGUUCAAGUACUUGUAACAUGGGCUCUUUUCCUUACCCUCUUCAUACUAUGCGUUCGCCUCCGACGGCAGGGAUCCGACACGAGCCCGUAUCGCAAUCUGUACAUUCUUGCCCUCCUAAUCUCGCUAGUCCCGGAGCUCAUCGACUUAUUGGGCCUCACACCAGAGACGAAGAGCUGGCCCCGCCAAGACCUGCGCGAGAUGUUCAUUUUCACUCAUGCCGUGCUCCUCACCCCCAUGGCCACUUUCAUCGGGGGCUUUUCCUGGUUCCUUCAGGCAGCACAGAGUCGCAGCCAUGUACACGACACCGCUCUGAGCUUGACUGGACUUGCGAUUCAGGCGGUCGUGUUUGGCCUUAUCGCAAUAUCGUGGGUCUUCCGGGUAGUAUAUGCUGAGACGUGGGAUCCGCUGGGCUUGGGUUGGUAUUUUGAGUAUGGAUACCCGGUAGUAAACAAUGCGGUGUUCGCGGGAGUGCAAUUCUUAUCUCUGGUCUGGGCGCUGUAUUGGCGGACGGUUGGCCAGAGACCGCAGACAAAGGGCAAGGCGGAGAGGGAGAGGGAGAGGGAACCGUUGUUGGAAGCCGAGGGAAACUACACCACUCACUAG